AUGCAGGCCACUGCAGUGGUGGAGACAGCUUCUGGUGAAGGCCACCACAGUAAUGGAGGAAGCAGCCAAAAAGAUGAGCCUUCUGAUCCUAAGAAAGAAAAUGUAUUCUCUUCCAAUGGUUGUAAUGAAGCCAGAUGGACUUUUCUUGAUGACUGGGAUUUCUCAGCACCAAAACAAAGAACUAAUGACAAAAAUAUCAGCAGUAUUGACAAAAUGGAUUUGCUGGCGCCAUAUCUUAGUGCGAGUCCAGGCACCAACACAGAGCGUCUUCACUAUCCGUCAGAUGAGUCUGAAGACAGUACUGACUAUGCUUCCUUAAAUGAAACAUUCUUCACACAGUAUUCAGACUCAAAAUUGAAGAAUGAAAAUCUUUUUCUUUCAGAUUCAGAAUUCGAUUCUGAAAUGCAGAAAAGGGAGGAGGUGUUUUUCGAUCUUUUGGAACAUCAAGGUAAUAAGAUUAUUGGGUUGGAAAGAAUCUUCAAGAUUUCAGAUGAUGAUUAUAAAGAAACUGAAGAUGUGCGAAAGCAUGAUAAAGAUGAAGACGUACAGCAGGAAUACCACACUGUGGAAGAACCAGAAUAUCUAAGUAACCAUUUAUCUUUGGACCGAGCAAAAACAUCAAACAUGUCUAAUCUGGAAGUUGUUGGAUUAAGAAAUUCAGGUUAUGACAUUAAAUGUGCUAGCAACUUAGAAGUUAAUCAUGUUGAAUUGGAAAGCACUAGCAUCUCUUUAGAUUCAGUUGAUGUUUAUGGACAAGAAGAUUCACCUCUUGUCUCUAAAUUUCAAAAUUCUGUUAUGUUAAGAGAAUAUCAUGAACCAAAGUAUGAAAAGUAUAAGGAACAAGAGACUAGUUUAAUGUACCACACAGCAUCUGAUGAAAUUGUACUGAGUAGUCUUCCUGAAAACCAGAGAUACCAAUCUAAGACUGGUUUCUUGAACCCUCAGAAAGCAUUAAAAACUAAGGUUUAUACUUGCAAAAUAAAAUCUGAGGUAACUGAAACGAAAGAUUUUUGUGGAAAUGCAAAGGUUGAGAACAGAAUGUUACACCUUGAAGAUCUUAACACAUUACCACCGUUCAGAGCUUUGGAGACAUUACAACAACCCUAUAAAGAUUAUCAAACUUCGUGGACCUCUAUAUUUGAUGAUUCAGUCAUUUCUGCCUGUGGAUAUUCACAUUAUAAAAGCCUACAAAACAUUCCUAACCCAGCCUUAGAUUUUUCCCUUGUUCUACCAAGGAUUGGAGUCAAAGAUAAUCAGGCAAUAAAAGAAGAUAACUCCCUAAAAGUUGCUAAUGCCAAUACCACAAAUAAAUGCUUUCACGAUGUGGAAGGGACAUGCCCUGAGUCCGUGAUAGGGGCAGCACAGUGUACAGUCACAGUUAAUCAGACAGUGGACGUUAGCACUGACUUUAGGGGUUGUUUCACAACCAGCAGAGCGACAAGUGCGAGACCUUCCAUGGUGUCCACAUCAAGCAACACAGAGAUGACCAUGAUGAAUCGAAAAUGGCCUGGUGAAUGGCAAAGCGAGAAACAAACAAGUGUGGCCUGUAACACAGAUUGGUUAUGUGGUCAAGACAACGAAGAUACACAGAUGGCUGUGACAAAGGGGUCCCUGGGAAAAUCUCUCUCAGAUAACAUUUUCAAGCCUAAUGGCAAUUUUCUAAAUAAGGGUUCCCUGGAAUUAAGAAAAACAUUUGCUACUGCAGACUUAAAGGAACGUCCUGAGACGGAACCUCAACUUUCUAAAGAAAUGGAGAAGAAUUUGGAGUGCUGUCAGAAUACAAUGCAAAGAGCCAUCAAGGCAGAGAUGCACCUUUUAAACGUUCAGUUUCAGAUGUGUUAUCACCAUUGUAUUGAUAUUUACAAACUUAUAAUGGAAAAUCAUGGAUUAAAUAGCAAUUUAUCGAGUAAUUCUAAGAAGGAAUUAGGAUCAGCACUACUGUCUGCUUUGGGAGACUUAAAAGUUAGACAUGUGAAUUUGAAAGAAAAAAUAAACAAGGGCAUACCACUGGAAGAGCUGCCCCCACUGUCAGUAGAAGCAAAAUUAUUAUCUACCUUCUCUACUUUUGCUUCCAGGCUAAUGAAAAAAGAAACACAUACCUUUUCAGGAGCAGAUUCUGCACUAGAUAAUCAAAGUACAUGUGAUGUUGACGUUUCUUCGAGCCUAAAACAGACACUCUCCCAAGUGUCUUUAUCAUCUGAUACUAGUCACCCCAACCAAGGCAUGUUGCCCAAGGAAGCUAGUUUAAAAAAUGGUGGUAUGGAUGUAUACUUUCAUCAACUAAAACUUGAUGAUAAAGACUGCAAAAAUUAUCAAGAAAUGAGUGAAGACUGGUUUGAUGCUGAAGAGAACCUGAUAGGAGUUGACUUCUCAGGAAUACAAGAAAACGCAAUAGAACAAGGUGGAGGGGACCUGAAGGUUACACGAGAGAAAGAGAGUGUUGAGCCCUUACGACGAGAUAAAGGUUACUUCAUACAUGUUGGCGGUCUCUGCCCCUCAGUGUCCGAGGCUGACUUAAGAUCUCAUUUCCAGAAAUACCAAGUUUCUGAAAUUUCAAUUUAUGAUUCUUCUAAUUACAGAUAUGCAUCUCUUGCUUUAAAAAGAAACACUGAUGCAAAGAUGGCUGUGAAAGAAAUGAAUGGGAUAGAAAUAAAUGGAAAAUCAGUAAAUGUGCGGCUUGUUAAAACUCCUGGAGAUUGUAUAUCACCACUUUCCUCCAGAAAUGGACAUAGAGCUAGUUUGAAUAUUUUAGAGAAAAGGACCAGCAAAGAAAUCAACUCAGCUUCCUCCAUUUCUAGAUUGCCCAGAACUCGGCCAAGGCAGCUGGGAUCUGAGCAAGACAGUGAGUUCUUCCAUUUGGACCAGAAGUGUGUCAAGAAGAAUUGUAAACAGACUGAAUCUACUAAUUCAUUACCUGAUACACCUGCUCAAUUCAUACCUCCAAAUACAUUGAACCUACGUAGCUUUACCAAGAUCGUGAAUACACUGGCUGAACUACAUCCAGAAGUUAGCAGAGACCGUAUUAUACAUGCUCUUCAGGAAGUAAGAAUAAAUCAUAACGGUUUUCUGAAUGGCUUAUCUAUUAAUACUAUUGUGGAAAUGACUUCAUCUGUUUUGAAAAACUCUGCUUCCAGUUAGGAGUAAGAGAAGCAA
Hipposideros armiger (great roundleaf bat) is the source of this 3153-nucleotide messenger RNA. RefSeq names its product RNA binding motif protein 44 (gene RBM44). The transcript has 14 exons. Gene Ontology annotation, cellular component: catalytic step 2 spliceosome. Gene Ontology annotation, molecular function: mRNA 3'-UTR binding. Gene Ontology annotation, biological process: mRNA splicing, via spliceosome. NCBI's taxonomy places the organism in Eukaryota, Metazoa, Chordata, Mammalia, Chiroptera, Hipposideridae. Bases 1 to 3138 code for a protein of 1045 amino acids. The record is from RefSeq and is a predicted model, not a curated record.